Arvicanthis niloticus (Nile rat) is the source of this 1784-nucleotide messenger RNA. NCBI's taxonomy places the organism in Eukaryota, Metazoa, Chordata, Mammalia, Rodentia, Muridae. The record is from RefSeq and is a predicted model, not a curated record.
UUGUUUUCUGUUCUCCAGGUUGUAGGUGGCAGGCGAAAAACGCCUGGAUUCUGGCUGCUCUCCAGGCCUGUGACCUUCGGCUCUGGGGGCCACUGGGCAGCCGCGCCUUUUGGGACGGGAGGAGAGAAAGGAGAGGACGCCUGGUUCCCCUGGCUGCUCUUCUCCUCCUGUGACUCUGCCAUGGGUUCACGGAGCUCUCAUGUCGCGCUCAUUCCCGACGUGGACCACAUUUCGCAGAGAGUACGGGCUGUGAUCUCGCAAGCCAGCCUGCUCCGUCUCUAUCAUCGGCCAAGCCUGGACAGGGAGGAAAAGGGCUUCCUGAGCCGCCUAGACCUCCAGCAGAUCGGAGCGCUGGCUGUGAACCCCCUGGGUGACCGCAUUAUAGACAGCUUCUUCCCCAACGGGAGUCAGAGAGUGUAUUUCGCAGGCUUUGCCAGGGUCCUGGCUUAUUUUCGACCUAUAGAUGAAGAAGAUGCCACACUCCGAGACCCCAAGCAACCUGAACCCUAAACAGCAGAAUGAAACAAACUGCGAUUUGCAUUUCAGCUCUAUGAUCUGGAUCGGGAUGGGAAAAUCUCCAAUGAAAUGCUACAGGUUCUCCGCCUCAUGGUUGGGGUCCAGGUGACCGAUGAGCAGUUGGAGAGCAUCACAGACCGCACAGUGCAGGAAGCUGAUGAAGAUGGGGAUGGGGCCGUGUCCUUCCUGGAGUUCACCAAGUCCUUAGAGAAGAUGAACAUCGAACAAAAGAUGAGCAUCCGGAUCCUGAAGUGACCCCUGUGUCUUUGACUCAUGCAAGUGUUUAUGCGGCUUGGGAUUUACCCUUAGGCCCCCUGGAGGCGGGGAUCCCACAAGACAUAUUCUACCUUGAAACCUUGUUUAGGGCUGGGAAAGGGAGUAUGGGGGGAAUGUGUGCUGAAGUCUUAUUUGCUCUCAGAUUUGUGAAUCAGCCAGUGAUUUGGUUGCAAGUGGCUGAAAGGCCAACCCAAAGUGACAUGAUAAAAAAAUGAAAAGAGUGACAUGUGCCCGUGUCUAGACAGACUGGAAGUAGUUGCCUUUAGGCAUAGCCGGACCAAGGACAAGCAUGAUGUCAUCGGGAUUGAGUUUUGUCACCUGGGGUUCUGAGCUUGGCUGCCUUCUUGCACUGGGACCAUUCCUUGGGGUACAAAGGGUGGGACAGCUAUCUGGAUUACAUCCUCUUAGUCUACUGACCCAGAAGAAGCCGUGUCUUACUCCAGAACACCCAACCAAGCAGCAUCAUGACCCAGCUGGGUCUUUUCUCUAUCUCCAGGUGAAUGGAACAUUCAAAAAAAAAAAAAAAAAUCUAUGCCUGUGUCGUAGAAUAAUUCCAAACUCUGAAAUAAGGCCUGAAGGAUUUAACAUGGAGUGAGAGGUGGUCGCCUUAAGGAAGAUGAAGUAAUGUUAUCAGAAAAGUGUGUGCAUGAAUGUUCUGGGGGGGGGGCAUGUGGGGACUGUGUGUGUGUGUUGUUUAUGUUGGUUUUGUUUAGGCAACACAAAUGAUACAUCUCCUUACUACUUCGUUGAGCAAAUUAAAGGAUUAAGGAAAUAUGGCCUCUUGAAUGGGUUUCUCUGAUCCCCUGGAUGAAAGAUAUUGUGAUGGGGUUGGUGGCUAGGCGAGGAUGGGGUACAGUAAUAAACCAUACUUGCUUUCCCAAAGUGUAUAGUUACUCAAGCUUUGUAGAAUAACUUGUUGUGUUCAUGGUAAGAAGUUCAAAACUUGUCAAACGGUAGAAAAGAGUAUAAAAAGUCACAUUGAGGCAGAGUAG